Molecule: messenger RNA, 1896 nt
Organism: Stomoxys calcitrans (stable fly)
Lineage: Eukaryota; Metazoa; Arthropoda; Insecta; Diptera; Muscidae
Exons: 1
Coding region: 1-1896 (631 amino acids)
Source: RefSeq, a predicted model, not a curated record
AUGGUCCUGGACAGCGCCAUUGCCCUGCUGAUACUCUCUUCGAAUAUCUCAAGAAUCCACCAAGAGCAACUGCCACAGCCUCAGAUGGUCAAUAAUAGCUUUGUCAUAGAGAUUGUGAGCAGUAUUCAUAAACUCUAUCAGUUUAAAAAUUUCGUUUUCUACAUAUCGGAACGCCUGGCCCUAGAUACAGAGAUUUCCAAUGAUUUCUUUCAUGAUUAUUGGGAGACUUUUCCCUUAGUGCCAUCCAUUUUGAUGAUCAACAAUAACCAGAGCAUGGAUGGCUAUCUGAGUACACCCACGUUGUGUUUGAUAAUGACCACAGGUUUCGAUGAUCCCAUCAUGCGGUUGGCCUCGGUGGGAUUGAAAGGAGUACGCUCCCUGAAGACCAUAUUCAUAUAUUUUCCCAUACUCUCAUCGGAGGAAUAUUACCGUAACUUGAAGGAAUACAUUAGCUUCUAUGAGACCAUACGUCGCGUAUAUGGCUGGAUAUGGCGCAAGCAGUUCAUCAAUUGCCUGCUGGUAACAGUGGACAACAACAUCUUCAUACACGAACCCUAUCCUACUCUCCGAAUAAUCAAUGUGACCUCCAAGUGGAACAGUUCUACUUUCUUCGUGGAUUACAGCACCGAUUUCAAAGGUUAUGUCAUCAACUCGCCCAUACGCUAUGAUCUGCCGCGAGUCUUUUACAUGACUGGCCCCCGCUAUGGCCUGGGCAAGAAGAAGCCCCAUCUAAGUGGAGUGUCGGGAAAAUUAUUCAUGGUCUUUGUGGAUCACAUCAAAGCGAGCUACAACGAAAGCCAAACCGAUGGCCAUGAAGAUGACCCGGUGGAUCUGGCAGAAACCGUUAAAAUGAUUGAGCUAAAGCAGCUGGAGAUCAGCAUGAAUUCGUAUACUGGAGUAAUUGGCUCAAAUAUUGGCAGCAGCUAUCCCAUAGGCAUCAAUGACUGGUGCAUGAUGGUGCCCUCUCGCAACGAGACACCUGCCCACAUGUUUCUGCAGAGGAGUUUCCGCCCCUACACCUGGUACUUUAUGUGCUGCAGCAUAUUCUAUAUAGCACUAAGCCUUUGGGUAGUCACGCCGCCGCCAAGACGCGACAUCACUAUGUCCCUUCUUCAGGCCAUAUGCUCAAUGUUGUUGAUAACUCCUCUGAGAAUCAUUAGAGGAACAGGUGUCCGCAUUCGUCUCAUAUUCGUGAUGCUCUUCAUCAUGGGCUUUUGCUUCACCAAUUUGUAUUUGACCAAAAUGGCCAGUUUUCUGACAGCCUCCCCGGAUGUACCACAAAUCAAUACAAUGCAGGAUGUCAUCGAUGCCAAAUUGCCCAUCAUGAUAACGAAUAGGGAAUAUGAAAACAUGUUAUCGAAGAAUCUUUCUGCCGAGUUCAUGGCUCUAAUGGUGCCGGUGAGCAAAGGUGAAAUAGACAAACAUCGCGAUGCAUUCAACAACUCCUUUGGCUAUUGCAUUCAAUCGGAUCGUUGGGAUUUUCUCAGCCUUCAGCAACGCUUCAUGAAAAACCCAAUAUUUCACCUAUCCAAGAUAUGUACGGGACCCUACGCUCACAUUAUUCCCAUACAAAGGGAUUCGCAUUUCGCCAAGCCCUUGCAGGAAUUCAUUAUAUCAGCCUUUCAAUAUGGGCUCAUAUCCCAUUGGAACCAUGAAGCCUUUGCUGAUGCCCUAUAUCUGGACUAUGUCAAGGUGAUUUUGGAAGACGAUAUCGUUGAGCCAUUGAGUCUCACAUACUUCCGUUCAAUUUGGAUCAUAUGGUGUACUGGUUUGCUACUCUCUGGUCUGGCCUUUUGUUUGGAGCUCGAAUGGCAUCUUUGGCAGCAGAACAGAGAACGUUUCAAGAAUCUCUACCAGCACAUGAGACAGUUUAAAUGGUUGAAAUUUAGAAAAUAA